This is a messenger RNA of Danio rerio (zebrafish), 526 nucleotides long. The record is from RefSeq. Lineage: Eukaryota; Metazoa; Chordata; Actinopteri; Cypriniformes; Danionidae.
GUGUGUGCUGAUACUGGAUGAAGCUCAUGAGAGGACACUCUACACAGACAUCGCUAUCGGUCUUCUGAAGAAGAUUCUGAAGAAGCGGAGAGACCUGCGUUUGAUUGUAGCCUCGGCCACUCUGGAUGCCAAGAAAUUCCAGGACUUCUUCAACCUGAACGAGUCUGGAGACGCCAGUAAAGACACCUGUGGGAUCCUGACGGUUGAGGGACGGACGUUCCCUGUGGACAUCUUCUACACCGUCAGGUGAUUCUCAGCCUGGAUACAGUCCGAGCUAUGCCUCCCUUUGCUUUCAGUAGCUGUGUUUCCAUUUAUUAAUUGACCCUUUCCACAAGACUGUUAUGACCCAUUUAACGCUCAUCUUUAAUCUUUGACAGUUUUUAAUAUUUUAUUUUUUUAAACGUAUAAAAAUUUAUUUAUCUUUGCAUCAAAUUACAAGAAAAAGAAUUGCCGCUUAUGUGAGGUGUGUGUAAUGCAGUGUAUAUGGGGGCAGGACAAUAAAUUUAACGUUAUUCUCUCUUCCGGC